This is a messenger RNA of Galdieria sulphuraria, 570 nucleotides long. Its product is annotated as thioredoxin 1. Bases 26 to 538 code for a protein of 170 amino acids. Gene Ontology annotation, cellular component: cytoplasm. The record is from RefSeq and is a predicted model, not a curated record. Gene Ontology annotation, molecular function: oxidoreductase activity, acting on a sulfur group of donors, disulfide as acceptor; protein-disulfide reductase activity. NCBI's taxonomy places the organism in Eukaryota, Rhodophyta, Bangiophyceae, Galdieriales, Galdieriaceae. The transcript has 4 exons.
UUCCAUCCAAAGAUGAUUUCAUUCGAUGAUGGCGUUAGUGGGUUUCUUGUCCGGUUCCUUGUGUUUGAAUACAAAGCUAUACAGUCAAACAACUUGUGAACCUCAAAGACACUUGUCAAAGAAAAGUGUAUUGGGUUCAUACCUUUUGAGAAAACAACUCUUUACAAAACAUUAUAAAAGACCCAACAGUCUUGUAGUUAUGACUGUUGUCGAAGUGGAUGAUACCCAUUUUGAACAACAGGUACUCCAGUCGCAAAUUCCUGUCUUGGUGGAUUUUCACGCUGAUUGGUGUGGUCCUUGUAAAUUGGUGACUCCUUUAUUGGAUUGGUUGGUUUCAGAAUACGGUGGGAAACUGAAAGUGGUCAAAAUAGACACAGACAAGAAUCCUCGUUAUGUGAAACAAUAUGACGUAAGAGGUUUACCCACUUUGAUUAUCUUUCAAGACGGUCGACUAGUGGCAUCUUCGGAAGGGGCUUUGGGAAAGAAAGGGAUUCAACAAUAUAUAGAGAAACACUUGCCUCAGUUGAAAACCAACUGAUGGGGUUUUGAAAUAAAAGUCGUUCACUUAUU